CUCCCCUGUCGAUUCAUCAUCAAUCUCACCUCUCUCUGGUUAAUAUCGUUGACAUCUCCGCCGCUCUCAUGGAUUCAUCCAAAGAGGUCUCACUCGAGAUCUUCCCCUACAUCAGAGUUUACAAAGACGGCACCUUCGACCGCCUCGCCGGCUUCGAGAUCGCCCCGCCCGGCCUCGACCCCGAGACCCGAGUCGAGUCCAAGGACAUCCUCAUCCUCCCUGAAACGGGCAUCUCCGCCCGAAUCUACCGCCCCUCCUCCGCCUCGGCCGCCACGAAACUCCCCCUCGUCAUCUACUUCCAUGGCGGGGCCUUCAUCAUCGCCUCCAUCGCGGACCCCAAGUAUCACGCCAGCCUCAACGCCCUUGUCGCUGAGUCCAACGUCGUCGUUGUCUCCGUCGACUACCGCCGAGUCCCUGAGCACCCCCUCCCCACGGCCUACGAGGACUCCUGGGCUGCUCUGCAAUGGAUCGCAUCCGAGGAAGCCCAGUGCGAGCCGUGGCUCAGGGACCAUGCCGACUUCGACCGGCUCUUCCUUGUCGGGGACAGCGGCGGCGCCAACAUGUCUCACCACUUGGCCAUGCGGCUCAGGGAUGACGUACUGGGCGAGCGGGUCAAGCUCUCCGGGAUUGGGAUGAUACAACCGUAUUUCUGGGGCGAGACACCGAUUGGAGCAGAGAAGGCGGACCCUGGUCGGAAGGCGUUGGUGGACAGCUGGUGGCGGUAUGUUUGCGUGUCGGGCAAAGGGUGCGACGACCCGCUGAUCAACCCCUUUGCGGACGGGGCACCGGGCGUGGACGGGAUGGCAUGCGAGAAGGUGCUGGUGAUCGUGAGCGACAAGGACAUACUGAGGGACAGAGGGAGGCUGUACUACGAGAAGCUGGUGGAGAGCAGCGGGGCGGCGGCCACGGCGGCGGAGAUCAUGGAGAUCGAAGGCGAGGAUCAUGUGUUCCACAUCUUCGACCCGAGCUGCGAGAAGGCCAAGAGGCUGUUCAAACGCGUGGCCUCGUUCGUUAACAGUGACGGCGACGCUCGCAAAGGUGCAUGAUAAAAAGAAGAGAUGUUGAAAAGUAGAGAGCGGUUUCAAAGUUUCUUUAUUACUCUUGCCUGAAGAUCGAUCGUCGACGUCACCUUGUCGGUUCUAGUGGCGAAAAAAGUUACCGUCGAUACAUUCUGGGCCACAAGAAUUGAGGGUAGCUUUUGCAAUUUCCUGAUUAUUUGUUAAUCACUCUCUAGUUAUUGGGUUUAAC
Rhodamnia argentea is the source of this 1248-nucleotide messenger RNA. Its product is annotated as probable carboxylesterase 2. The record is from RefSeq and is a predicted model, not a curated record. Gene Ontology annotation, molecular function: hydrolase activity. The transcript has 2 exons. NCBI's taxonomy places the organism in Eukaryota, Viridiplantae, Streptophyta, Magnoliopsida, Myrtales, Myrtaceae. The coding region runs from base 69 to 1046 and encodes 325 amino acids.